UACAUCGUGUGGUAAAAAUGCAAACGAUGUGUCAUCAACAAAGCGUAAAACAAGGGUGGGAUUUAUAUUAUUGAGAAAUCUAGGGACAAAUCCAACGUACCCAUACAUUUACAAGCUUUCCAUAGAUUAAAGUCAGAGCUAAAGACUCGAUGAAGGAGCUGUCAUAGAGAAGCUGGGUGUCUGGACCUGCAGAGAUACUCCUCCUACAGUGGACUGCUGCUGUUGUUAGCACACAGGCUAACUGUGAGCUGUGUUUAUAAACCCUGUCCAUCGGGGUCAGGACGGGACGGGACAGAGAUGUCCUGCUGCUUGUUGGAGUUCUGUCGUGUCCAGGAUCUCAAAACUGUCAGAGAGUUUUUAUUCCAAAACCAGAAACUUGAACCGCCGGAGGAUAACACUCAAACUGCAGAGAAUGAGCUUUCGUGGGACACUUCAGACUGGGAGUCGGCCUGGGAUCACCCGGAGGAGCCAAAGGGAGAUGGCAAUACCGUCUCCACGGUGGGGGAGGAGAGUGUGGCGCAGACGGCUCCCUGGAUGCAGGACUGCGUCGUGGCGCUGUCGCCCUGCUCGGACCUGCUCGUGGUGGCCCGCGACCACAGGGCCGUCUUCCUCACGGCUAAGUGGCGUUCAGGAGACAGUGGCCGGGAGGAGAUGACACUGGCAGUCUCCUGGAGUGGAACCCUCAGCGCUGAGGACGGGGAGUGUGUCAGCAGUGUCAUCUGCAUACCUUUGGCCAGCCAGAAGAGAAGCUCAACAGGGCGGCCUGAUUGGACCUGCGUAGUCGUGGGAUUCUCCUCAGGCUAUGUUCGCUUCUACACAGAGUACGGGGUCCUGCUCCUCUCCCAGCUGCUGAAUGAAGACCCCGUGCUGAGACUCAAGUGUCGCACGUACGAGAUCCCCCGUCACCCCGGCGUCACAGAGCAGCACGAAGAGCUCAGCAUCCUGUACCCCGCCGCCCUGGUCACCAUCGACGGCUUCAGCCUCUACCAGUCCCUACGCGCCUGCAGGAACCAGGUGGCCAGAGCGGCGGCAGCAGGCAGUGACUCCAUCCAGCCCCCUCCCCUGGCCUACAAGAAGUGGGGUCUGCAGGACAUGGACACCAUCGUGGACCACAGCAGCGUGGGCAUCAUGACCCUGUGUGUGUUCGACCAGAUGAAGAACGCCUCCACCCUGGGGGGCUUCCACGCCACGGUGAAGGGCAGCCCCCCCGCCAUGAGUCAGUACAUCACAGUAGGGGGAGGGCCCUACACAGGCUUCUACUACGCCAUCGAGGGGAGCUCCCAGCCUCUGCUGUCCCACGUGGCUCUGGCCGUGGCCAGCAAGCUCACCUCCGCUCUCUUCAGCGCUGCCAGUGGGUGGUUAGGAUGGAAGAACAAGAGCGAGGAGGAGCCAGCCCAGAAGCAGAAGCCCAAGGUGGAACCGGCCACACCCAUGGCAGUCAGGUUCGGUCUCCCGGACUCCCGGCGCCAUGGCGAGUCCAUCUGCCUGUCGCCGUGCAACACGCUGGCCGGCGUGACGGACGACUUCGGGCGCGUCACGCUGCUGGACGUGGCCCGCGGCAUAGCCAUCCGCAUGUGGAAGGGUUACCGGGACGCCCAGCUGGGCUGGGUGCAGGUCUCGGAGGGGCGGGGCGACAGGGAGUCGUCCCCGUCGGCGCCCCUCCCCCGGCGCCACGCCCAGUUCCUGGUCAUCUACGCGCCGCGCAGGGGCAUCCUGGAGGUGUGGGGCACGCAGCAAGGGCCCCGCGUGGGCGCCUUCACCGUGGGCAAGCACUGCAGGCUGCUAUACGCUGGCUACCGUCUGAUGGGGGUGAACAGCGUGACCAGCCAGGGCUGGCAGCUCCACACCCAGCAGGUGUGUCUGCUGGACCCGACCAGCGGAGCCCUGAGGACCAUCACCGUGCCCUUCCACCUGGCCCUCAGUGACAAGAAGAGUGAGCGGGCCAAAGACAUGCACCUCCUCAAGAGGUUGACCACCAUCCUCCGGAGCCGAGAGGUGGAGCCAGACAUCCUGGAGAGCGAGGCCAAGAGUGUGCUGCUGGAUAUUAAACACCCGGCCAUUAAGAAGCAGGCGCUGGAGUCACUGCUGGCCAAUAAGAAGGCUCCGGUCUCGUGUCUGACUGGUGUCACUCGAGCCUUGCACGACAGUCUCAGGGAGCAAGACCCGGAGGCGGUGGAUGAGGCUCUGCUUCAGCUCUGCUCCUCUCAGCUCAAGCUACUGACGCUCUACACAGACCUCCAGCAGCUGCAGUCUGCUGAGGACACACAGCCAGGCCCCGCAGACUCUGACUCUGCAGUGGGCGUGGAGGAGGAGCUGUCCCGUGUGGACGGCGCCCUGCGGCGCUACGCCCAGCUGGCCUCGCGGCCCAGCGUGUCCUUCGCCCAGGACUCCCCGGACGCCCCGCUGCCCGCGCGCACCUUCCUGUCCCAGCUGGAGGGCGGCGAGGGCGGCGAGGUGGUGGUGGUCCGCAACGGGGACGAGGCGUGGAACCGGCUAGGGAGCUUCCUCUUCUGGGGCUGUCUGACUGGACAGAGCCCUAUCCACCGGGUGUGCAACAAGCUGGAGCUGGCUGGCAUCAGUCCACAGCAGCUCCUGUCCCUGCUGCUCAGUGUGUGGCUCCACAGGGAGAAGGAGGUGAUUACCAAGCCAGAGGACAUCGUUAGGAACUUCCACACACUACUCAUCGCCCUGAGCAACAUGAAAGGAGCGGUGGAAGAGUCCUGGGACUCCCAGUCUGUCUCCCCCUGGUGGCAGCAGGUGCGCAGUGCGUGCGUCCAGUCCAACAGCGCUGGCGCCGCCCUGCUGGCCGCGCUGGUGGCCCACCGCGCCGCCAAGUCCAGCAUCACCCGCCUGUCGGACAGCAAGAUCCAGGCAGACUGGGAGGCGGUGUCCCUGGAGCUGGAGCAGUGGGCGGUGUGUGUGCGGCAGCUCGAAGACGUGCUGGCCCUUCAGACGCUGCUGUGGCUGCCGUCCCCCCUGGGCCCAGCAGGGGGAGCUCCGGCGCAGUGCUGCGCCAAGAGCCUGCAUGAGGGGGGAAGAGGGGGCGUGGCGGACAGCGUGGCCAAGUGGGUGUUCAGGCAGAACCUGGCGCCCGAGAGGCUGAAGGAGAUCCUCCUCCUGCACAAGAGGGGGAGCAGGGAGGAGACUGAGGGAAGGGAGAAGGAGGAACAGCAGGAGCACAGAAGAGGAAGGGAAACGAAAGAGAAGGAGGAGGAGGAGAAGGAUAGCCCUGAGGACUUGGACAGGACAGCAGAGCUGCUGGUGGCAGUCAGUCAGCGCUUCCCCGACUCCCUCUCCCCUGACCUGCUGCUGGCCCACUGCUGCUGGGAGUACGUGGUGCAGUGGAACAAAGACCCGGAGGAGGGGCUCUAUCUUUACUGGGCCGUGGAGCAUCUCAAGCUGGUGUCCAGCCCCCACAUCCAGCUGGGGAUCUCCUCCAUGAUGUGGAGCACGUUCAUGGUCAAGCGCUUCUCCGCCGCCGCCUACCUCAUGGAAAAGGUUGGGAAGGCCCCAAAAGACCGCUUAUGCCGACGGGACGUGGGUAUGAACGACAGAGCCGUGACCACCUUCAUGGGCUCCAGCGUCCAGCUGCUGCAGAUCCUCAUAGAGGCGGACUCUGCGGUGGAGGAGGUGGCCCCCCCGGAGCUGUGCGUGGAGGAGGUGUGGUGCGGGGCCCAGGGCCCGGCCUCCAUCGCCGAGCUGGCCCUGGAGCAGCGCGGGGUCCACUUCCCCCUGGUGCAGCACCACUACCUGCUGGCCGCGCUGCUGCACGCUGCCAUGACCUUCGGCCUGCGGGUCAAACCCCUCAGCCUGUUUGACAGCAAGGGCAAGAACGCCUUCUUCAGAGAGCUGACGUCCAUCCAGCUGAUGCCCAGCGGGGACAUGGACCCCGGGCUGGUGUCCCUACGCCAGGAGUACCUGCUGCGCGUGCUCACGGCCUGGGUGCAGGCCACAGACGAGCCCCCGGCCCCCGGCUCGGCCCCCUCGGGGCCCGGCGGCCCGCCCCCUCUCCCGGGGGGCGGGCCGAGGGCCGACUGGUGGCCGUCGCUGUGCCUGGAGCUGGGCGUCCUGCUGCAGGUCAACCCCGACGUCCUCCGCCGACACCUGGUCUGUGAGCUCUACAACCAGGGCCUGGACCCCCGGGCUGAGGAGGUGAUGCUGGAGGUGGAGGACAAGGACGUGCUGGGCUCCCAGCUGCUGGUUCUGACGGGCCAGCGCCUCAGCUACUCCCUGCUGCACAGCCAGAGCCAGACCAGGGGCGCCAUGGAGCUGCUGGCCCGCCUGCCCCCCACCCUCUGCACCUGGCUCAAGGCCAUGGACCCCAGCGAGCUCCGCUGUCCCAUGGUGCCCCUGGGCCAGAGCCGACGCUUGGUGAGCCGCCUGAUUGAGAUCCUGCCUGAGAACCACGCCCAGUACAGCCUGGCCCUGCACCUGCUGGAGGCCGUGGAGGCCCUCACCACCGAGGCCUGAGCCCUCCUGGCCCCUAGAGGGAGACAGAGAGACACAAACAAAUAGUUGUACAUAAAGUGCUAGUCUUACACACACACGAAGCGGGCCGCGGGGGGGGGUUUGUGUGAGAGGAGAUGAAUGCAAUGAAAAGGAUCACAAGAGGUGAUGCUGGAGGAGAGUGAAGGUGUGUAUAUAAAGGGGUUGGGUGUUCAUUAAAGAGCUAUAUAGACACUAUGUACAGCCAUACAGUAUAUUACCCCUCCUCCUCCUACACCUAUCUUUGUUGUAGCUUCAUCCCACUAUUUCAACUGACGGGUAUUGUGUUGGUUAGGUUCUGACGGAGAUUACACCUGUAGUUUGUUGCAUUAAGGCGCACAGACACUACAUUUCAAGAGCUUUUCAAGAGCCCGUCGUCCCAGUUAUUUUUUCCAUGUCUCUGUUUUACUUGUCUCUUGCUUUCAAACGUUGAUGCUUGAUUUAGCUCAUGACAAGCAUGCUUCUUCUUCACAGUGGAUUAUAACAGAAGCAUUAAUAUCAUUGUAAAUAAAAUGGUAAGCAGCACCCUUAAUAAAAAAAAAAAAGGAUUGGUUUUAAAUGGGUUUUACUCCCAUAUGUCAUUGUAUUUUUUUUGGAUGAAAUAUGUAACAUAUCUAUAUGGAGAGGAAAAGAGACUUGAAGAUUUAUGGUUUCAUGUUGCCCUGGCUACCAGGGAGAAUGGACAUCGCUUGUUCUUUAAUAGUAGUGUCCUUGUAAUUCUACUCUCAUUCACGGAGUUGAUUGCGUUCCUUUCGCUAAUGGCUUUUAAGUAUUACACCGUUCAGCGACCUUAUCCUCUUCACGUGCCAUAAUAGUCCCUUCUCCAGCGUUUAUUCACUCGUAGCAACCUUCGAGGGUAACGGCGUGCAUUCGAGAGGAAUGGAGCCGAUCGUUAGUUAAUAUUUUUUGUAUUUAUAGCCACAAAUGGUAUGGUAUGCCUGCCCCCCCUUCGCGAAGGCUGCAGAAUUAAAAAAGGUUUGAUGCUUCUCACCAACUAA
This is a messenger RNA of Gadus morhua (Atlantic cod), 5483 nucleotides long. It is a transcript of the gene rab3gap2, whose product is annotated as RAB3 GTPase activating protein subunit 2 (non-catalytic). The coding region runs from base 298 to 4470 and encodes 1390 amino acids. Gene Ontology annotation, biological process: regulation of GTPase activity. The record is from RefSeq and is a predicted model, not a curated record. NCBI's taxonomy places the organism in Eukaryota, Metazoa, Chordata, Actinopteri, Gadiformes, Gadidae. The transcript is spliced from 35 exons.